This is a messenger RNA of Ooceraea biroi (clonal raider ant), 3144 nucleotides long. RefSeq names its product pre-mRNA-splicing factor CWC22 homolog. NCBI's taxonomy places the organism in Eukaryota, Metazoa, Arthropoda, Insecta, Hymenoptera, Formicidae. Gene Ontology annotation, biological process: mRNA splicing, via spliceosome. Gene Ontology annotation, cellular component: catalytic step 2 spliceosome. The record is from RefSeq and is a predicted model, not a curated record. Gene Ontology annotation, molecular function: protein binding; RNA binding.
AGUCAGUGAGUGAGUGAGUGGUAUUUGGCUUAUAUAUAUAUAGAUAUAGAUUUUAGAAAUUUAAUUUAAAAUAUGCUACAUAUAUUUUCCAACAAAUGCAAAUAACACGGUAACAGAUUAUACUUUAUAAAAUAUAUGCACUCUUAUAAAAAAAACUCUUAUAACAACUCUUAUAAAAAACAAAAUCAAAUAUAAAAUCAAAUACAAUUGUACUUUACUUAAGUAACAUAAAGGAACGAACAGAUUAUAAUUCUCAAAACAUAUGUAACUCUUAUUUUGUACGGAUAUGCAUUGCCAUCGUCUUAUUAGAAUAAUUAUUAUUAAUAUUAACUGUCAAAAUAAUAUAAAAUACCAUUUCAUAAAAGUUAUGUUUACUUUUACAGUUAACCUUUUAUUUGUUUAUCUUUUAAUAAACAAUUUUCUAAUAUUUCAUUAAUAUUAAAUAGAUUGAACCGAAUAUUUACCUGUCAAAUAGCAUAGAGAACCAUUGCGCACAUACAAAUGUAUAUCUAUAUAUAUAUGAAAAUAGCGGAAGUGUCUCAAUAUGGCGGAGCCAAUCAGCGAUGAGUCCCUACAUCGGCCACACUCUCCCUUGACCUUCUCUAGUUUCAGACCGCAGGGUUACUUGAGGGUCUCUAACCACGCGCGUCAUGAAGGCCGCCAUAUUCUUGCAAACGAUCACAGUUCGCGUGUCUCUUACUUGAGGGUCUCUAGACUAACCUAAGAUUUAACGCAAGUAGCCGAUUUCUUUAUAAUUACGACUGUGGACAUUUUGCUGUAAGCACGCGAAACUAUGAAAUCUGAAGAUCUUUUUGAGGUUAUACAUACCAGGACAAAAUGAAGAGAUCUCGAAAGGAUGAUGAAGAGAACAAGGAACAACUUCGCAAGCGCAGAGAUCGCAAACACGACGACGAUCUCAGAGAAUCCAGGCACAACGAUGAUCGAAGUUCGAGGCGCGACGAGCACAGGAGUUCCAGAGACAGCGAGGAUGAGCACGAGGCGCGCAAAUCACCAGAGGAACAGAUAGGCAUCAGGUAUUACGGCGAGCCGGAUACACUGCAGGUCAAGCAGAAGCGAGCGGUGGACCUGCUGACUUUGAGGACUGGUGGAGCCUACACCCCACCUGCAAAAUUAUGUAUGUUCCAGGCAGAGAUCAUGGACAAGUCAGGUGUGGCGUAUCAGCGCAUCGCAUGGGAAGCGCUGAAGAAAUCGAUCAACGGUUACAUCAACAAAGUUAACACCAGCAAUAUAGGGAUCAUAACGAGAGAGCUGCUGCGUGAGAACAUUGUUCGUGGCCAAGGCCUACUGGCACGAUCCAUCAUCCAAGCACAGGCAGCCUCACCAACGUUCACACCAGUUUACGCAGCGUUGACGGCCAUAAUCAACUCCAAGUUCCCAUACAUAGGCGAGCUGGUGCUGAAACGUCUGAUUUUACUAUUCAAACGAGGCUUCAAGAGGAAUGACAAGUCGCUCUGCAUCUCCACAGGAACAUUUAUCGCACAUCUGAUCAAUCAAUGGGUGGCCUACGAGAUCAUAUCUCUGGAGAUCUUGACUCUGUUACUAGAAACACCGACAGACGAUUCCGUCGAGGUAGCUAUAGCGUUCCUCAAAGAAUGUGGCAUGAAAUUGACGGAGGUCUCACGGAAGGGUAUCGAGGCCAUCUUCGAGAUGCUGAGGAAUAUCCUGCACGAAGGGCAACUGGACAAGCGUGUUCAGUACAUGAUCGAAGUCACGUUCCAGAUCAGGAAGGACGGAUUCAAGGACCACGAGGCUGUUCUGGAAGAGUUGGAUCUCGUGGAAGAAGAGAAUCAAUUUACUCAUUUGAUAAGAUUGGAUGAGAAGAAAUUGGAGGCGGAGAACAUACUAAACAUAUUUAAGUUCGAGGCGGAUUACCUUGCCAACGAGGAGAAGUACAAAAAGUUGAGCAAAGAAAUUCUUGGUUCGGACGACAGUGACUCUGAGGGUGAUUACGAGGACGGCGAGGAGGAAAGUUCAGACGAAGACAGCGACACAGAACAGACUGAAGAAAAGGCAGCCGUGAUAACCGAUGACACAGAAACAAAUCUAACUGCUCUACGACAAAUCAUAUACCUAACGAUACAUUCGUCUCUUGACUUUGAAGAGUGCGCGCACAAGCUGAUGAAGAUGCAGCUGAAACCCGGUCAGGAAAUCGAGCUCUGCCACAUGUUUCUGGACUGUUGCGCGGAGAUGUGCACGUACGAGAAGUUCUUCGGCCUCCUGGCUGGCCGGUUCUGCGCCAUCAACAAGAUAUACGUGACGCCUUUCGAGCAGAUCUUCAAAGACUCUUAUCACACGAUACACCGUCUCAAUACCAACAAGUUGCGUAACGUGUCGAAAUUCUUCGCGCAUCUGCUGUUUACAGAUUCCAUAUCGUGGAACGUACUAUCGUAUAUAAAAUUGAAUGAGGACAUUACUAGUUCCAACAGGAUAUUCAUCAAGAUUCUGUUCCAGGAACUAUCCGAGUACAUGGGUUUAGCAAAAUUGAAUGAACGAUUAAAGGAUGUGACGUUGCAGAAAGCGUUUGAGGGUCUGUUCCCCAGAGACGAUCCAAAGAAUACACGUUUCGCGAUUAACUUUUUCACUUCAAUCGGUUUAGGAGGCUUGACGGAUGACCUGAAAGAACACCUGAAUCACCCGAAACCAACGAUUGUACCAGCGUUAAGCAACAGCAAGGAAGAUGAGCUUUCAAGUUCCGAUGAAUCUGUCUCCUCAUCUAGUUCAUCUAGUUCUUCCACAACUGAAUCUUCAUCAUCGUCAUCGUCAUCGGAGGAUAAAGUUCCGACAAAGAAGAAGAGUAAACAGAAAGAGAAGAGAUCGAAAUUAAAGAAGAAGAAGGAAGAAAAGCAUAAGAAAACAGCAAAAACGAAAAAGAAUAAAACGGCAAAAAAGGACAAAUAAGAUAGAUAUAAGUUAUAACUUAUUAUUAUUAUUAUUUAUGAAUAAUAUAGGUAUAUCAAUGUUUUUAUUCUUAUGAAAUUUUAUUAGUGACCAAGCUAACGACUUGUCGAAAGAAUUUUUUAUUCUUAUUUCAAUGAUAAGUAAUCUAUCAUACUUCCUGGAAAUAUUUUAUUACAUGUUCAGCAACAAGAAAGAAAUAAUAAAAAAUAAAUAUAAUAUUUAUUA